Ctenocephalides felis (cat flea) is the source of this 468-nucleotide messenger RNA. RefSeq names its product follicle cell protein 3C-1-like. The coding region runs from base 1 to 468 and encodes 155 amino acids. Lineage: Eukaryota; Metazoa; Arthropoda; Insecta; Siphonaptera; Pulicidae. The record is from RefSeq and is a predicted model, not a curated record. The transcript has 3 exons.
AUGAAGUAUCUGGAUUUGAUAUUUACCAUAUCCAUUCUGCUCAUUCUAAGUGGUCAAGGUAGCCAUUCCUUGGAUGAUUUCGAGAGUGGACUAUGCCAAUGUGCAGCUUUCGAUUCCCCCGAAGGCGAAGCAGACAGAUCACCUCUUCUGUCCCAAUCGCCAGGAGUAAAAGUUCCUUGCAAUGAAGAAGGAGCGGCUUCCUGCAAGAAACUUUGCCUUGCACUGGCAAGAGCAGCAGGAGCUCGCGGGCCUGAAGUACUCUGCGAUGCUGUUUCUCAUCUGGACUCUGUCAAGGUGGCUAUAUUUAUAAGAACUUGCGAUGGUGACUGGACCUAUACUGGGGUUACAGCUCGCGACCCAAUUUGCUGCCAUGAUAACAAACCAUUGAUGUGUCCAGGCCAGACUUCUUAUCCAUCUGAUCCAGAGGGAUGUGAUUUUGACGAGCCCACAGCAUGCGAUCUUCAUUAG